AAGUUCUGUAAGCAAUAAACAUUUGUGUAGACAGAAAAUGUGUCAAAACUUCGUUUUUACUAAAAAAAAAAAAUAUGAAAAUCUUUUUAUAAUGCGAAGUGUCAAAAACAUUGAAUAAUUAAAAAAAUAUUUCUUCACUUUUUGCACUAGAUUUAUACAUAAAACUAAGUUUAUACCACUUUUUGCGGUUUGGGCUUAGUAAAGUUGUGAAACAGUGCAGGGUCGGAGCACCAAAAGUGCUGAGUCAAGCUUCAGUCAGCUUUUCUGUUUAACUUGCAACCAAUGGUGGCAACGCUACGCCCAUGACGUCGAAUUCUCUGAUUGGCUGAGAUAUCCGUCUAGACCAAUCGGUGAAUACUUCUAGGUUCUGUUUAAGGACCUGCGUGCGACCAGUAAAUCUACAAAUAAUGAACAAACCUUUUUAAAAUUUCCAAUUAAAAGCAUUAAUAAAUCGUUAAAUUUGAUUACGUUCUGUUAACAAUAGAUAAGAUGUAUUAAAAAAAAAUAAUAAUAAAAAAGCACCAUUAAAACUUCUUAUUUAAAUAUUACCCCCAAAAAGCUUUGGGUUUUUGUUAUAAUUUUCCUACAAUUUUACGUUUUAUAAACAACUUAUUUUGACAUUUGACAAAAAUUCGUUCAAUUGUAAUUUAAUGAAGAAUAUUGUCCAUUUUAGUUGGAUAAUAAAACGUAGGAUUUUGAAAAAUAAAUAAAGUAACCGUAGAUGACUUUUGAUUCCGUAGUUCAUUGAACUCAGCACGAAGAUUCACGUGUGUUACAUUCAAAACCCACCGGUGAAUCAGUAUGGGGGAAAAAAUUCUGGAUGAAGUGAUGAUUAACUCUGCUCUGGUUAAAGAACUGGCGGAUGUGGCAAAAGAUGAAGCGCUCCUACAGGGGGUCCUGAUGAGGAUCCAGGAGAGCCCCAACUCAUCUGAGUUGGUCACCUACGCCCCGUUCACGCUCUUCCCCUCACCUGUGCCCAAAGCCAUCUUCCUCCAGUCUCUGGAAGUCCAGCCUCACUUCAACACACUUGUGGACAAAAUCAGUCAGGACACAGACUUCCUGCAAGAGGCUCUAGCAAACACCAUUGAGGUGGACGACUUCACUGCCAGGUUAUUCAGGAUCCACCAGAAGAUCCUCGAAGAGGGACGGUCUCAGGAGAUCGUGUUAGGACUCAACCGCUCUGAUUACAUGCUGGAUCAGAGCGGAGACGGGGCGUCCGCGCUGAAACAAAUAGAGAUCAACACGUUUGCUGCCAGUUUUGGAGGGCUCUCUUCACGAACUCCAGCCGUGCACAGACACAUCCUGAAGGUGGCAGGACGGCCCGAGGAGAGCCGGCAGAUCCUGGACAACAACCCUGCAGCUGGACUGGCCAGGGCUGUGGCUAAAACCUGGGAACUCUACGGAUCUGAGAGAGCAUUUGUCAUGUUUUUGGUGGAAGAGGUCCAGAGGAACAUCUUUGAUCAGCGAUACAUUGAGAGUGAACUGUGGAGGAGAAAUAUUCCCACAAUCAGGAAGCGCUUCGACGACGUUUGCAGAUCGGGAUCACUGGACCAGGACAAGAGGCUGUUCGUGGAUGGAAAGGAGAUCGCUGUGGUGUACUUCAGGAACGGCUACAUGCCGCAGAACUACACGUCUGAACAGUGCUGGGAUGCUCGCCUCAUGAUGGAGCGAUCUCGAGCCGUGAAAUGUCCGGACAUCAGCACCCACUUAGCCGGAACCAAGAAGGUCCAGCAGGUUCUGGCCAGGCCAGGAGUUGUGGAGAAGUUCUUCCCGGAUCAACCUGAAGCGGUGAAACAGAUCCGAGCAACGUUCGCCGGCCUCUACACCCUCGAUAUGGGACCAGAGGGGGACCACACGGUGGAGAUGGCCUUGGCGGACCCAGACCGCUACGUCCUGAAGCCUCAGCGGGAAGGAGGAGGAAACAACAUCUACGGCGCGGAGAUCCGUCAGGUCCUGGAGGGCCUGAAGGACGCCACGCAGCGCACGGCGUACAUCCUGAUGGACAAAAUCAACCCCGCCCCCGUCCAGAACUACCUGUUGAGGCGGGACGGCCCUCUGACCAUCAACAACUGCCUGAGUGAGCUGGGGGCGUUUGGAGCGUAUGUGAGACACGGCGCAGACAUGGUCAUGAACGAGUGUGUGGGUCACCUGCUGAGAACCAAGAGCUCGGAGCACUCCGACGGGGGCGUGGCAGCGGGCGUGGCCGUCCUGGACAAUCCUCUGCUGGUCUGAAGGCGACGGACGUCUCUGCUGCCUGAAUGUGGGUCGGAUCGACCACUGGGAGAGAUCAGGAAUGUUCCUCAUCACUGGGAUGUCUGGAUCAGUAAUAAUGAUGUGAUGCAGCACUUUAAGUUAAAUCAGUAGAAGCUGCAUUUAGAGGCUGUGAGGGAGAAAUCUUAAGAAGUUUGUUUGGUUUAAAGUUAUCUUAAAAUUCACAUUUACAAUCAGCACAUUUUGAUUUUUUUUUUCAAUCUGUUUUUCAGAGCUUUCAUUUUGGCUUUAGCAACAAUGGCGCCAUCUUGUGCCUCUGGUGUGACACUACAUGCUCUAAGCUGUGAGCGUGUCUUCAUGCUGACGAGCUGCUGUUCUGUUUGUUCGGUUCUGUUCUGUUCGGUUCUGUUCUGUUCUGUUCGGUUCUUACUGGACCUGCUUAAGCUGGGUCGGUGUUGAAGCUUAGAAUCUACAUCCUUUAAACCAGAAGAAGAGUCCGGGUCAGAACCCUCACAGACGACCUUCCACCUGCUUCUCCUGUUGCUUGUUCUGACCCGUGUUCUCAGAUCCAACUGCAGGUUCUGAGCUGCACAAUGUGUGACUGAAAGUUCAGAUAAACAGUGAAACCUUUAGUUUGAUGUCUUCAGUUGGUAUUUUGUAGCUGUAAUAUCAACACUUCUAUUUAUUAUAAAUGUUUCCACUGAUGCAUCACAGGAACUAGAAGAAGAUGCUGAAUCUUUGAAGGAUGAUGGGAGUUUUUCUGCUGCUGAGGUUUAGCUUUGCUCCUUCUUUCUGAUCUCUUCAGACUUCUGUGGUCCACAGACUCCGGUUCUGCAUUCCUGACUGGACUUCAGUUUCCUGAGAAUUACAAACUUGAACAUUUUAGACGGUUUUGUUUUGUCUUGUGAAGAAAUUCUCCCAGAUUGUAUUUUAUUUUUUUAAAGAGGAGAAAACAAUCAUUUCAAUCAUUCUUUCAGUCCCGAAUAUUAUAUAUUUUAUCAAGGGCAAAUUUAAGAAAAUCAGAAAACUAGUGAAACAUUUAAGAGUAAUCAGGUUAAAAAUGACUUUUUAUACAUAAAAGAACAUUUAUUGUUUUGAAUGAAAAUCAUUUUUUUAUAAUCUAAAAAGCACAAAAUAAAAUGAUCUUCUCAAAUUCAGUAUUUGUUUGUAACAAAAUGUAGUAUUUGCUAUUUUUUGUUAAAAAACAGCUUCUAAUUGUUAAAAAUAAAGGUUGUGUCUGGUUUCUCUUUGGUUUAAAUGAAAAAAACUUAAAAUUUAAAGGACAAUUUUGGUGAAAACAUCCAGAAGUUGAGCUGAAAUGUUUGUGUGGACCAAAAAUAAAGACAUUUCUCUAAAG
Messenger RNA from Oryzias melastigma (Indian medaka), 3568 nucleotides. It is a transcript of the gene gss, whose product is annotated as glutathione synthetase. The transcript has 13 exons. Gene Ontology annotation, cellular component: cytosol. Gene Ontology annotation, biological process: glutathione biosynthetic process. Gene Ontology annotation, molecular function: glutathione synthase activity; ATP binding; glutathione binding. The record is from RefSeq and is a predicted model, not a curated record. Lineage: Eukaryota; Metazoa; Chordata; Actinopteri; Beloniformes; Adrianichthyidae. Bases 802 to 2232 code for a protein of 476 amino acids.